Molecule: messenger RNA, 3252 nt
Organism: Chinchilla lanigera (long-tailed chinchilla)
Lineage: Eukaryota; Metazoa; Chordata; Mammalia; Rodentia; Chinchillidae
Product: vomeronasal type-2 receptor 116-like
Exons: 8
Coding region: 1-2826 (941 amino acids)
Biological process (GO): G protein-coupled receptor signaling pathway
Cellular component (GO): membrane
Molecular function (GO): G protein-coupled receptor activity
Source: RefSeq, a predicted model, not a curated record
AUGGAUGGAGACAGACUUCCCAUGAGUCCCCCUGGGACUGAGCUGGAGUCUAAGAACUACCAGUAUGUGCUGGCCUUUGUUUUUGCCAUUGAGGAGAUCAACAAGAAUCCUCACCUCUUACCCAACAUGUCUCUGGGAUACGAUCUCUACAACGUCUUCAAUGACCGCACUGUUUUGGAGAAUUCCAUAGUUUGGCUCUCAGGACUGAAGAAGAGAAUCCCCAAUUACACCUGCAGGAGAGAGAGCAAGUCUGCGGCGGUACUGACACAGACCACCUUGUCAGCAUCUCUGAAGUUUGGGACUUUACUGGAGCUCUACAGAAUCCCACAGCUCACCUAUGGGCCUUUUGAUCCUAUCCUGAACAACCAUGGUCAGUUCCCUUCUCUCUAUCAGAUGGCCCCCAAGGACACAUCUCUAGCCCGUGGCAUGGUCUCCUUGAUGCUUCAUUUCAGCUGGAACUGGGUAGGGAUGAUUAUUUCAGAAGAUGAGAAAGGUAUUCAGUUUCUCUCAGCCUUGAGAGGAGAGAUGGAGAGGAACAGAGUGUGCAUUGCCUUUGUGACUAUGAUCCCAAGCUCCUUGCUGCUGUUUCUAAGACGUAAUACGUACCACAGACAAAUUAGAACAUCAUCGGCCAACGUUGUUAUCAUUUUUGGUGCUGAUGACUCCUACAUAGGUAUAGCCUUUAAACAAUGGGACUAUUUCAUCACAAGAAUAGUCUGGGUCACCACCUCGCAAUGGGAUGUUACCACCAGCCGCAAACAUUUCUUUCUUGACUCAUUCCAUGGGACUCUCAUUUUCUCUCACCACCACAAUGAGAUCUCUGGUUUUAAAAAUUUCACCCAGACAGUGAAACCUUCCAAAUACCCUGAAGACAUUUUCCUUGCCAGAUUGUGGUGGAGGUUUUUUAAUUGCUCAGGCACAGAGUCUAACUGUAAGUCGCUGGAGAACUGUUCAUCCUCCAGCUCCUUGGAAGGAUUACCUGGGCAGAGCUUUGACACGACCAUGAGUGAUGUAAGCUAUGAUAUCUACAAUGCAGUGUAUGCCGUGGCUCACACCCUGCAUGAUAUGCUCCUUCAACCAGUAGAUGUGAAACCAACCCAAAAUGGGAAAGGAUUGAUAUUUUCCCCCUGGCAGCUUCACCCUUUCCUGAAGAGCGUCAGAUUUAACAGUCCUGCUGGAGAACUGGUGAAUAUGAAUCAGAAAGAAAAACUAGAUGCAGAGUAUGAUAUUCUCAACUUUUGGAAUUUUCCAGAAGGACUUGGACUUAAGGUGAAAGUAGGAAAGUUCUCCCCACAUUUUCCACAUGGUCAACAAUUGUCUUUAUCUGAGGAAAUGAUAGAGUGGGCCUCACAGUUCAGACAGACUCCAAGCUCUGUGUGCAGUGCAAGCUGUCACCCUGGAUUCAGGAAAAUCCUUCUGGAGGGAAAGCCUAUCUGUUGUUAUGACUGCAUACGCUGUGCAGAGAAUGAGAUUUCCAAUGAGACAGACAUGGAUCAGUGUCUGCGGUGUGCAGAUCAUCAGUAUCCCAACAGACAGCAAGAUCUCUGCCUCCAAAAGGCUGUGACGUUUCUGGCUUAUGAAGACCCCUUGGGGAAGGCUCUGGUUGGCACCGCCCUGAGUCUCACUGUCCUCACAGCUGCUGCACGGACCGGAAGCGAUGCAGGAAGGACCCGGCGGGGAUGGCGGCACCAGGACCGCUCCUGCAGCACCACCGCGGGAGCCCUCGGCAGCGGCGAGCCCGGUGCCCUGACCUCCACCUUGGACUGGCGGCGAGGCAGGAGGAGUCCGAAAUCCACGGAACCAGGCCCUGGCAGCGGGCUCUGGGCUGGGGCCCAGCGCUGCCGGAGGAUGACGCCCUCCGCGCUGCAGGUUGGUGCCCUGCCCCCCACCACCCCAGAACCACCUCUGCUGGGAGUGGCCUGCACCCCAAUAAACCGUUCCCAGUGCUCCGCUGUGCUCUGUUCUUUCCACCCGCGGGAGGCCUGGCCAGGACUGGGGCUCCCGUGCACCCCCAGGCGCCCGAGCUCAGAGUCCGACUGGCUGCGGGGUGGCAGUGGGGAGCGCCGGCGGCGUAGUGGGGCAGGCCCUGGGUUCCGUGCCCUGCACCCCGAGACAGAACGAUCGAGGAUCGGAGCAGACUGGAGGGACGGGCCAGCAGGGCCCCAGGCUGGCCGGCUGGGAGCGAGGCGGGGCUCCUCCCCCGGGCCUCAGGGCGCAGCGAGGCCUGGGGUUCAGCCGGAAUCCCUGCUGGGUUCAAACCCUUGGCCACCGCGCCCGGGCACCGGGGCCCAGCUUCGGCCUCACAGUCGGGGUGCAGUUUCGGGUCCCCGAGCCUUGGGGACCUCGCAGAGCGCUGGUGACAGCGACCCGAGCAGCCCGGCGCGGCAGGGCCGGGAGGACCGAAGGACGGGCGACACCCCCGCCCGGGCCGUGCGGGCACUACCCGGCCUCUGGCCCUGGGGUCGUCUGACCGCCGCCGAGAGCCACUCCUCCGGCGACAGGGCUGGGUUCUGCUCCCGGGCCGCAGCGUCCCUCCGAGGCGGCAGCAGCGGGAGGGCGGGGCCUGGGCACCAGGAGGCGCGGACGGUACCCGUGCGGGCGGGCAGGGCCCUGGCGGGGCCGGGGCUGCAGCGCUUCUGCCCGCGAGCUUGCUCUUCGCUCGGGCGGAAAAUCUCUGCCCCGCUCUCUCCCGUCCUCCGCCCCCUCCUCCUUCUCCGCCUCCUCUUCUCCUUUCUUCUCUCUCUCCCCACUGAGGUGGAACCCAGGGCACCCCAGCCUCCCCUUCGUUUGGUCACCUGUCUGAGCUCUGUCACCGCUCCUUCCUGACCCCACCUCUUUUUGGGGCACUGGGGACCGAACCCAGCGCCUUCCCACUGCGCUGCAUUGCCAGCCCUUUUUUCGGUUGUUUUUAUUUUGUGACGGGGCCUCCCUAGAUGGCCCAGGCUGGGCUCGAACUUGUGAUCCUCCUGCCUCAGCCUCCUUCCUUAUAAUACUCCCUGUCCGCAGCACAUCACUUGUGUGUCCUUCCCUCCCCAGUGACAGGGACAGAGUCUGACACCGCCACACACUGUCGAUGCUCAGACUUGAGCUGUGUCCCAUUCUGGCAGUGCUGCUGGGUGACGUUGGGACUGUUACUUAACCUCUCCGGACUGUGCAGUUCCUUCAGCCUCAGGAAUAAGAAAGCACGGUGGCGCACACCUGUGAUCCCAGACUCAAAAGGCUGAGGCAGGAGGAUCAUUGAAGCCCAGCCUG